AGAACAUGUUGAGCAGCAUAUAUUUUGAACCAUUGCGCUUGCCGUACGAUUGGUUUUUUUUCCUGUGGAAACAUGGCGUCUUCAAUGUCACUCUUGGGUCUAAAGCGAUUAUCUUUGCUGAAUACAACGACCAAGAUAUUGCUGAAUUCUACUAGGUCCGUGAGCACGUCGGGAUGCAGGAUGGUGCAGACGCCCCCUCGCCCAGACUCACAGCUCAUCACCGUGGAUGCGAAGCUGGACCUCACCCCUUUGACGGGAGUUCCAGAGGAGCACAUAAAAACCCGAAAAGUGCGCAUCUCCGUCCCGGCCCGGACGGCUAUGCAGUCUGGCGUCAACAACACGCGCAAGUGGAAGAUGGACUUUGACACCCGCGAGCGCUGGGAGAACCCGCUGAUGGGCUGGUCCUCAACGGCUGAUCCUUUGUCCAACAUGGUCCUCACUUUCACCACCAAGGAAGACGCAAUUGCUUUUGCCGAGAAAAAUGGCUGGAGUUACGACGUUCAAGAGAAGAGGACAUCAAAACCAAGAGUCAAGUCCUAUGGAGCCAAUUUCUCCUGGGACAAAAGGACAAGGAGGUCUGCAAAAUAAAGACCGUUACCAUCUGUCCAUUCAACUCUUUAAUAUUUAUACACUAUAUACGAAAAUAUCAAUAAAAUACUUGAGGAAA
This is a messenger RNA of Conger conger (European conger), 667 nucleotides long. It is a transcript of the gene ndufs4, whose product is annotated as NADH:ubiquinone oxidoreductase subunit S4. Lineage: Eukaryota; Metazoa; Chordata; Actinopteri; Anguilliformes; Congridae. The record is from RefSeq and is a predicted model, not a curated record. The transcript has 5 exons. The coding region runs from base 73 to 588 and encodes 171 amino acids. Gene Ontology annotation, biological process: electron transport chain.